AACUGAAUGAACUUUCCAUUUUAAAUGUAUUUCGAUCUAAGCUAAUAAUAGCCGUCCGAUGUAGAUCAAACGGUGUCUAUCACGUGCGUAUUCUUAUCAAACCUAUGCAACACCACACCCACUCACUCUCACGCUUCCUCCUCCUCCUCCGACUCUGCAACCUCCCGGAGCUGCACAACCACAAACCCUAACUCUCUCCUAAACACGGUCGUUUUGUUCACUAACCGUUCACGCGUUACUGCGAUUCCUCAACCCCCGAUUCGGAAGACUGAAAUUAAUUUACUGGCUUUAUUUUCGCAACACAUAGUUUUCAUCGCUGAUUAAAGCCUGCAACUCUUGCCACGUACAAGUACUUAUGAAAUAGGUGCUCGAUGAUUUAGCAGUAUAAAUUGUUUUAAAACAUGGGAGAAGGAAGUAACCAUCAAGCUAUGACAGAUGAUGGGGAUACUGAGCCUAGUGAAGGUGGAGUUAAUAAUGCUGAAAACUCUGGUUCUCAUGUUGAAGUUGGGGUCUCUGAGCCAUAUGUGGGUAUGGAGUUUGAUUCUGAAGAUGCUGCAAAGACUUUCUAUAGUGAGUAUGCCAGGCGAGUGGGUUUCAGCUACAAAGUUGGCCUGCAUGGUCGUUCCAAAGCGGAUGGGGCAAAUAUGUACCGGGAAUUUAUGUGUGGAAGGGCGGAUUUGAAAAGAAAGCCUACUGAAAGUUGCAAUGCAAUGGUAAGGAUCGAGCAGAUGGGUCAAAAUAAGUGGGUUGUUACAAAAUUUGUAAAGGAGCAUAGCCAUUCCAUGGAAAGCCUUAGUAAGUUGCAUAACACUAGGCCAGGUAAGCACUUUUCUAGUGUUGGAAAAACCAUGCCCGAAACUUACCAAGGAGUGGGGCUUGUUCCAACUGGUGUGAUGUAUGUCUCUAUGGAUAGGAAUGCAAUUCCCACUAAGAAUAUUCAUGGGAUGAGGAAUAUUCCUGCAGCUACUGCUGCUGCUGAAACAAUUCACCCGGUUAAAACUCCUACAUUGAUGAAUUAUGCUGUUAGGCUACCUACUCGAAAAAGGACAUUAGGGAGGGAUGCUCAGAACCUGCUGGAAUACUUAAAGAAAAUGCAAGCUGAGAACCCUGGUUUCUUCUAUGCAAUACAACUUGAUGAAGAUAAUCAUAUGUCUAAUGUAUUUUGGGCCGAUGCAAGAUCAAGGACUGCUUACUGUCAUUUUGGUGAUGCAGUUACUCUGGACACAACAUACCGAAUAAAUCAAUGUAAAGUGCCAUUUGCUCCAUUCACUGGGGUAAACCAUCAUGGUCAGAUGAUUUUGUUUGGUUGUGCAAUCCUUUUGGAUGAUUCUGAAGCUUCUUUUGUAUGGCUCUUUAAGACAUUCCUGACAGCAAUGAAUGACCGUUACCCUGUCUCUAUCACUACUGAUCAAGACAGAGCUAUACAGACAGCAGUUUCACAAGUUUUUCCUGAAACACGCCACCGUAUAUGCAAAUGGCAUGUCUUGCGAGAAGGCCAGGAAAAGUUGGCCCAUGUAUGCAACAUGCAUCCAAAUUUUCAGAUUGAACUUUAUAAUUGUAUUAAUCUGACAGAAACAACCGAGGAGUUUGAUUCAUCUUGGAGUUCUAUCAUCAAUAAAUAUGAACUCGGAAGAAAUGAUUGGCUUCAGUCCUUGUACAGUGCUCGUGCUCAAUGGGUUCCAGCAUAUUUUCGUGAUUCAUUUUUUGCAGUAAUAACUCCUAAUAAAGGAUUUGAUGGUUCUUUUUUUGAUGGUUUUGUCAACCAGCAGACAACAUUACCUAUGUUCUUUAGGCAGUAUGAACGAGCUUUGGAGUAUUGGUUUGAAAAAGAAUUAGAAUUAGAUUAUGAAACAAUUUGCACCACCCCUGUUCUGAAGACACCUUCCCCCAUGGAGAAGCAGGCUGCUAAUCUCUAUACACGAAAAAUAUUUGCAAAGUUUCAACAAGAGCUAGUUGAAACUUUUGCUUAUACUGCCAACAGAAUUGAAGAAGAUGGAGCAAACAGCAUAUUCAGGGUUGCAAAAUUUGAGGAUGACCAAAAGGCUUAUAUGGUCACAUUAAACCUUUCUGAGUUGAGAGCUAACUGUAGUUGCCAAAUGUUUGAGUAUUCAGGCGUUCUAUGUAGACAUGUUCUAACUGUUUUUACUGUGACUAAUGUACUUACAUUACCAUCUCAUUACAUUUUAAAACGGUGGACAAGAAAUGCAAAAAGCAAUACUGGGUCAGGUGAACUUGCUGGUGAAUCACAUGGGCAUGAAUCUUUGACAUCACGGUAUGGCAAUCUUUGUUGGGAAGCUAUCAAAUAUGCUGAAGAAGGUGCGGUAACUGUGGAAACUUAUGAUGCUGCAAUUAGUGCUCUUAGAGAAGGUGGAAAGAAGAUUUCUUUCAUGAAGAGAAGUGUUGCCAAAGUUCCCCUACCCAGUCAUCCAGUCAGUGGGAUUGCUUAUGAUGACAGAAAAUCCCCCACUUCAACAACAGUUACAACCCCUCUUUUAUGGCCAUUACAUGAUGAAACGACAAACAGGUUUAAUCUUAAUGAUGCUGGUACUCCUGUUCAAUCAGUUGCUGAUCUAAAUUUACCACAAAUGACCCCCGUGUCUCUUCAGCGAGAUGACGGUCCACCUGAAAACAUGGUUGGUUAUCCAUGUCUGAAAUCAUUGACGUGGGUAAUGGAGAAGAAGAACUCAACUCCAGGGAAUCGAGUGGCUGCUAUCAAUCUUAAGUUGCAAGAUUAUAGCAGGAUUCCGUCAACAGAAUCAGUGGUUAAGUUUAAUCUCUCAAAAGUUACCUUGGAACCAUUGUUUAACCAUAUGGUCAACAUCAGUGAUCAGCUUUCCUCACCAACUAGGACUUUGGCCGUAUUAAAUCUCAAGUUUCCAGAUACCGAGUCAACUUCUGGUGUGUGUGAAGUUAAGUUUCAGGUGUCCAAGGACACAUUGGGUGCUGUGCUACGAUCAAUGGCUUACAUUCGUGAGCAACUUUCGUGUCCUGGCGAUGCACAGACAGAAUCUCUAUCAAAAAGGCCUCGGAAGUGAAGCAGUAAAUUUUGUUUCAAACCUGGGUGGAUUCGUGACUACUAAUCUUGAUGGUCACAUGGUGACCACUCAAUACACAAAUGGCUUAGAAAAUGUAGUGAAAUCUCUGUUUAUGUGUAAGUUUGUUGUCUAAGUUACUUAUGUAUCAUAUCAUAGGCAACAGAUUUACUUUAUAGGAACCGUUUGGAAAAUCCUUCACACCUCACCGGCGUUGAGCAUUCUCCAAAUGACCGAAAAUAAUGAGUAGAAAUGGGUUUAGGAAUUUGGAGGGGAAAAAGAAACAAACAAAGAAGGUAUUGUUUAGAGUGGAAUUUUAGAAAUCAUGUUUGGUGACAACAUUAGAUUACCAAUAGCAAUUAUUCACAAAAAAAUAAUCAUAAUUGAAGCAGUUUUUUUUA
This is a messenger RNA of Cajanus cajan (pigeon pea), 3433 nucleotides long. RefSeq names its product protein FAR1-RELATED SEQUENCE 3. The record is from RefSeq and is a predicted model, not a curated record. Gene Ontology annotation, molecular function: zinc ion binding. Gene Ontology annotation, biological process: regulation of DNA-templated transcription. Lineage: Eukaryota; Viridiplantae; Streptophyta; Magnoliopsida; Fabales; Fabaceae.